This is a messenger RNA of Neofelis nebulosa (Clouded leopard), 1114 nucleotides long. RefSeq names its product olfactory receptor 10AC1-like. Bases 149 to 1114 code for a protein of 321 amino acids. The transcript has a single exon. The record is from RefSeq and is a predicted model, not a curated record. Gene Ontology annotation, cellular component: membrane. Gene Ontology annotation, biological process: G protein-coupled receptor signaling pathway. Gene Ontology annotation, molecular function: olfactory receptor activity; G protein-coupled receptor activity. NCBI's taxonomy places the organism in Eukaryota, Metazoa, Chordata, Mammalia, Carnivora, Felidae.
UCACUCUACCCCCUCUCUGCAGCCCCUACUCCCUCCCACCUCUAAAUUCCAUCCAGCCCUUCCUCAAGCGGCAGGGUGGAGGGACUAUACUCGCAAGCUCCCCCUUUCCCCGUUUCUUUCCUACAGGUGCCUCUGGGCAGGCCAGUGCAUGGACAGCCCCAGCAAUGCCACCAUGCCCUGUGGCUUUCUCCUUCAGGGCUUCUCUGAGUUCCCGCACCUAAGGCCGGUGCUCUUCUUGUUGCUGCUAGCCGUGCACCUGGCCACCCUGGGCGGGAACCUGCUCAUCCUGGUGGCCGUGGCCUCAGUGCCCAGCCCACCACCCAUGCUGCUCUUCCUGUGCCAGCUGUCAGCCAUCGAGCUCUGUUACACUCUGGUGGUGGUGCCCCGCUCCCUGGCUGACCUGGCCAUGCCAGGCCUUGGCGGGGGCAGCCCCAUCUCCUUCCUGGGCUGCGCAGUUCAGAUGCAGAUGUUCGUGGCGCUGGGUGGGGCCGAGUGCUUCCUGCUGGCCACCAUGGCCUAUGACCGUUACGUGGCCAUCUGCCACCCACUGCGCUACACCACAGUGGUGACCCCAGGGCUGUGCGCAAGGCUGGCCCUGGCCUGCUGUCUCGGGGGACUGGCAGUGUCCGUGGGGCUCACAGUGGCAAUCUUUCACCUGCCUUUCUGCGGCUCCCGCCUACUGGUGCAUUUCUUCUGCGACAUCACGGCACUGCUGGACCUGGCUUGCACACGGAGCUACGCCGACGAGCUUCCCCUGCUGGGCACCUGCCUCGUGCUGCUGCUGCUGCCCUCGCUGCUCAUCCUGUCCUCCUACGGAGCCAUCGCCGCCACCCUGCGUCGCCUGCACUCCCCCAGGGGCCGGUACAAGGCUGCCUCCACCUGCGCCUCGCACCUGGCCGUCACUUUCCUGCACUAUGGCUGUGCCACCUUCAUGUAUGUGCGGCCCAAGGCCAGCUACUCCCCACGGCGAGACCGCACGCUGGCACUCAUCUACACCAACAUCACGCCGCUGCUGUACCCGCUCAUCUACAGCCUGCGCAACCGUGAGAUCACCACCGCCAUCCGCCGGGUGCUGGGGCAGGGGCGGCAGGGACAAGGUCUGUGUGAGCCCUGA